Molecule: messenger RNA, 480 nt
Organism: Staurois parvus
Lineage: Eukaryota; Metazoa; Chordata; Amphibia; Anura; Ranidae
Source: the annotation of a GenBank genome assembly
UUCCUGUCGCGGCCGCCGCAGCAGAACCUGCAGAUCUCCAGCGGUCCUACCUGUUCCUCAGGUCCAGCGGUACCCGCGCCGUCUUCUCUCCCCGCAGCCGGCAUCUUUAGUGACCUCCUGUACUGUGUCCGCAGUCUCUGGUCAUCUCCUGUACUGUGUCCGCAGUCUCCGGUCAUCCCCCUGUACCGUGUCCGCAGUCUCCGGUCAUCCCCCUGUACGUACCGUGUCCGCAGUCUCUGGUCAUCCCUGUACUGUGUCCGCAGUCUCUGGUCAUCUCCUGUACCGUGUCCGCAGUCUCUGGUCAUCUCCUGUACCGUGUCCGUAGUCUCUGGUCAUCUCCUGUACCGUGUCCGCAGUCUCUGUCAUCUCCUGUACCGUGUCCGCAGUCUCUGGUCAUCUCCUGUACCGUGUCCGCAGUCUCUGGUCAUCUCCUGUACCGUGUCCGCAGUCUCUGGUCAUCUCCUGUACCGUGUCCGCAGU